Pygocentrus nattereri (red-bellied piranha) is the source of this 2228-nucleotide messenger RNA. RefSeq names its product retinol dehydrogenase 8a (gene rdh8a). Gene Ontology annotation, cellular component: cytoplasm. The record is from RefSeq and is a predicted model, not a curated record. Lineage: Eukaryota; Metazoa; Chordata; Actinopteri; Characiformes; Serrasalmidae. The transcript is spliced from 6 exons. Gene Ontology annotation, molecular function: estradiol 17-beta-dehydrogenase [NAD(P)+] activity. Gene Ontology annotation, biological process: estrogen biosynthetic process. The coding region runs from base 685 to 1521 and encodes 278 amino acids.
UCCUCCUGAGGUAAAGAGUCUGUCAGAGUUUGUGGCCGUCGCUAUUUCUUUCCCAGAAACAUACUUAAUGGCUUUUGUGACUAAAAACGCAGUCAACGUUCACGUUUAAGCCUCGAAGUGUCAUUAAGUUGAAGUCGGCUUCUUAUUCGCCUGCUGCUAGUUCGAAUUUUCCCGUUCCACCUUAAAUGGUGCAGCAGUUACAUUCUGGCGCAUGAUAACUGGCGAUUGGUGAGCCGGAACUUAACUGCUGUGACAUUUAAGGUGGAACGGGACAAUUCGAAUAAGAAGCUGACUCAGCAGGCAGAACGUAACUGCUGCUCAAUUUAAGGUGGAACGGGAAAUUCCAACAAGAAGCUGACUCAGCCGCUAGAAUGUAACUGUUGCACUAUUUAAGGUGGAACGGUAAAUUCGACUAAGAAGCUAGCUAACCUAACUCAGGCGCCAGAACGUAACUGCUGCACCAUUUAAGGAAGAACGAGAAAAUUCGAAUAAGAAACUGACUAGGGCGCCAGGAUGUAAUUGCUUUACAGUUUAAGGUGGAACGGGAAAAUUCCCAGAAGAAGCUGACCCAGCUGCCAGAAUGGAACUGCUGCAUCAUUUAAGGUGGAACGGGAAAGUUCGACCAAGAAGCUAGUGAACAGGCAGCCAGCUUCAGCCGCUUCAAAGUGUCGAAUCAUAGCCACUAUGCGGGACCUGAAGAAGAAGGAUAAGCUGGUUGAAGCAGCAGGAGAUGCCUUUGGGAAAACCCUGACACUGGAAGCUCUGGAUGUUUGCAGCGAUGACUCAGUUAGGCAGUGUAUCAACAGUGUCAAAGACCGUCACAUUGACAUCCUCAUAAACAACGCUGGAGUGGGUCUGCUGGGACCACUGGAGAGCAUCAGCAUGGAGCAGAUGAAGAGGGUGUUUGAGACCAACUUUUUUGGCACCGUACGCAUGAUCAAAGAGGUCAUGCCCGACAUGAAGAAACGCAGGGCGGGCCACAUCAUUGUCAUGAGCAGCGUCAUGGGCAUGCAGGGAGUGGUGUUUAAUGACGUCUACACAGCCUCCAAGUUUGCCAUCGAGGGCUUUUGUGAAAGCAUGGCAGUGCAGCUGCUCAAGUUUAAUGUGAGGCUGUCUUUAAUUGAACCAGGGCCUGUGCACACAGAGUUUGAGUCGAAAAUGAUGGACGAUGUAGCCAAGAUGGAGUUUCCCGGAACAGACCCAGACACUGUCAGAUACUUUAAGGAUGUCUACAUGCCAUCUUCCAUUGAUAUCUUUGAGGCAAUGGGGCAGAUGCCAGAAGAUAUAGCUAAAUGCACUAAGAAGGUGAUCGAGUCGAGCAGCCCUCGGUUCAGGAACCUGACCAACAGCCUUUACACACCCAUCGUGGCCAUGAAGUAUGCAGACGAGACUGGCGGUCUGUCUGUACACACCUUCUACAACCUGCUGUUCAAUUUCGGCUCCCUGAUGCACAUCACCAUGAGCAUCCUCAAAUGCCUGACCUGCAGCUGCCUGCGCAGACGCACCAUCUCACCUGACUGAAGGGGGCCGCAGUGAGACAAAGACAGAAUCAUACCAUAUGCCCCAGAAUGUCCAGAUUAACGUGUGGGCCCUGAUGAACAGAGUGGCACACAUGAGCACAUUCAAAUAUGUAUUCAUGUAUCCAGGGGUUCCUCAGACCAUGCCUUAGAACAGUGGCUUCAGUUCUAAGUUCUCAGCCCCAUAGACUUUCCCGUUUUCUCUGCUCUGACACACCUGAUCCAACUUAUCAACUAAUAAUCAAGCCAUUUGGGAAUCAGGCAGGUUGGUGCAGAGUAACGAUACACUCUAGGUGGGACCCAAGAUUAGAGUGGAGCAAUGUCACCUUAAAGAAAUAGGUUACUGCCAUAGCAGAAAGUGUUAAAGAAGAGUGGGUCAGUAGUAAAUUAUUGUGUUAUUUAUGAUGACCGAGACACAGGAAUGCAGUCUGGAAUCUGGAAAUGUAACAGGAGGAAAACAGCCAGUCUAAAAAAGCUAAUUUAACAUAUAAGACUAAACCUUAAUACUUACUGCCUGUAAUUAUCGGCCUAUGAUUUCAGUGAAUUCUAUUAUGAAACUCUCUUAAAGCUUUUAUAGAUUUUUGCCAUUUAUGAAUCGUUGUUUUCUGGCUACACUGUGUGUUUUUAAAUUGAUGUGAAUAUCUAGGUUAUAAUGUAAUCUCCUUCUAAAGGAGAAUUGAUUUGAAAAUAAAACAUUGCGAUUUGAUGAGA